UCACUUAACAGACGCACACCUUAAUGAUUUCAGACAUGACUCAUCACAAUAACUUGGACCAUCCGUGCUUCAGGAGCAACAAUUCUGUUCUGUGGCAUAAAAUUACACUUUCUAAAUUUUGUCUUUAUUGUCAGACUCACAACAGCUUAAGUGCUUAAUUUACCCACAAUGUAAUACAACCUCCAAUAAUAUGGCUCAUGAUACUGACUUGCUAAAGGGUGUUAAUAGCAGCUAAUGUGUCACCUCAAAGCUGAGAGUGGAAUAAAAGGUUUGAUGAGAUUUUUCUGAUCUGACACUAACUCAAGUGACAAUUAGUUAAGUUUCACACUCUCUGGAGCCAAAAGCUUUUUUAUAACUUCUGCCUGAUGUUCAAUCAUUUUUUGAGCGGUAAUAUUCCAAGGGCAAAUUAAUGGUGAACCUUUCUUCUAAUGGCAAAAUAUUUUCAUUUUCAUUUUCCCAACUCCCAGGGUUAAAUGAAAGGAUACACAGCUAAUGACAUGAUUUCGGUUCAACACCUUCGACGUGGAAUUGUCCUCAAUUGCCAGGUUAAAGUAUAGUUUGACUCUUUGCAGAUAAACCUUGACCAUGGUUGUCAUUAAAAACUGAUAAGUGCCCGACUGGCUGUGACUUCAGGUCAGCGUCUUCCUGUCAAACCUCACACUGUCACUACGGCAGCAAAUUGGCAAAGUAAGGUUUGAAGUCUGUCAGAGGGAAGCUCCUCCCCAACCCAAUUAAAGCGCUUAAUAUGAGUGGGCCGAGCCCGCUCACCUGCAGGACAACGUGCGUCUUGGGCUCGAUCUGCGAACAGCAUGAGGGCUCUUAAGGAAAAGGUCUUUGUUUUUUCACUUCUUCUCUUCCUGGUCUUCAACACGGAGGUCAGCCCGCUCCCGCUGUCUAAGGACUGGAGUGGCUUGAUUCAGCGGACCAAGCGCUCCCUGCUGUGGCGCUGGAACAGCAUGAAGCCUGUUGGUGCCAGCUGCAGGGACCACUCCGAGUGUGGCACCAAGUACUGCAGGAAAAGUAUUUGUUCCUUCUGGAACUCCACCUAAAGCAGAUAUUCACAUUCAGGACUCCAUCGCCUGCCAGCAGGACCGCAUCGACGUGUCUCUGCUCUGAUACAGAGGCUUGAAUUGGAGACAUGCUGGAUGUUUAUUAGACUCCUGUCAACGUAAUCUGAUUUGGCACCGGACGGCAAAAAAACAAGGCUAUAAAUGCUGAAGCUGCAUGUUUACACAAAUGUCCCCAAGCACAGAUACUGACUUUUAAUUCUGGGAGGUUGUAUCAAGCUGAAUAUGUUUUAAUAAGAAAAUACAAAUAUUCAUGCAAGGUUGAGGUGCUCUGAGUUCAUUGGUUCAGGUUGUUUGUAAUGUAAAUAUGCAGAUAUAUUUUUAUUUUACUUUAUUCAUAUUGUUGUCAGAAAUAGGAAAAUACUAAACUAAUUAAAAUAUUACUCACAGUUCUCCCACUUAUUCAAUGCAAGUGGGAAAAGGCUGUUGGUUGAUAAAGAAUAUUGAAAAUACCCCCAUUGCAAAAUACCGUUGCAAUGAAAUAUUUUUGUUUAUUCAUGAGAUCUGAUGGUCACGUCCCCAUUGGUCUCCAUACAAGCGUUGUCCAACGUUUUUUGCAUGUUUAAAUAUUUAUUUUUUUGUACUGGUGUUAUUUGUUUUUUUUUCCAACAAAACUGCUCAAUAAAUAACCCAAAAAAUUUAAAAACAUUAUGCAAGUUAAGAUAAAUAUUGCACAUCUGUUUGAGAGAACGCAGACCUGACCUUAAAAGCCAUUUCUGACUUUUGCUAUAAAUAAAGCAGGGUUGAGGAUUGCGAGGAUAUUUUUAGGUCUGUCAACAUUUUGUAAAUGUGUGUUUUGGAGCCACCAGGUGCAUCUCUUGUUGAUUAAGAGAGCAGAAUGGUUAAAAAGGUGAUUGAUCUCUGAUGCAGUACUGAUAACUGGGGCUCACUCCAGUAAACAUAAGAGUUUGGUGCCUGGCUCAUUUCCCUGCUGAGAAUGAAUAGCAGAGUUAAAGGGACACAAGUACUCACAAACACCUGGUUAAUGAUAACACCAGCACCAUGACGAUGAUAUGUUUAAAAGGGGAAGUGGCUAUUGAGGGGAUAUCUACUGUACACAGUAAUACGACGCCCUUCAAAAUGAGCCAAACACUACUCGUUGUCUCCACUAGAGGGCGAGCGCAGACAGCAUGUGUGUGCUGUGCACCGACCGUAGCGUUUCUCUUUG
Betta splendens (Siamese fighting fish) is the source of this 2235-nucleotide messenger RNA. RefSeq names its product liver-expressed antimicrobial peptide 2. The record is from RefSeq and is a predicted model, not a curated record. The coding region runs from base 810 to 1049 and encodes 79 amino acids. Lineage: Eukaryota; Metazoa; Chordata; Actinopteri; Anabantiformes; Osphronemidae. The transcript is spliced from 3 exons. Gene Ontology annotation, biological process: defense response to bacterium; antimicrobial humoral immune response mediated by antimicrobial peptide.